Penicillium oxalicum is the source of this 522-nucleotide messenger RNA. RefSeq names its product endosulfine family protein. The transcript has 3 exons. The record is from RefSeq and is a predicted model, not a curated record. Bases 1 to 522 code for a protein of 173 amino acids. Gene Ontology annotation, molecular function: protein phosphatase inhibitor activity. Gene Ontology annotation, cellular component: cytoplasm. NCBI's taxonomy places the organism in Eukaryota, Fungi, Ascomycota, Eurotiomycetes, Eurotiales, Aspergillaceae.
AUGAACCCCCACCAGCAGAACAAAGUCGACAUUAGCUCGAUGACCCCAGACGAGCAGCGACUGCUGCGCAUGUAUGGCAAGAUGCCCACCAAGAAGGACUUGCUCCAGAACAAGCUCAAGGAGCGCAAGUACUUCGAUUCAGGCGACUACGCCCUCAGCAAAGCUGGCAAGGCCUCCGACGUUGGCGUCACCAGCAUCGGUUCACGUCACCCGGUUCCGGAAAACAUCCCCCAUCUCACGGCCACUUCACCUGGUGCCAACAAUGCGGGUGGCAAUGGUGGCAGCACUGCUGGCAUUGGCCAACAAAUCCCCGGAAGCAUCAGUGGCCACCCAGGGUCAAUCGGAUUCCAGAGCCGCUCGCCCGUGAAAGAAGGUGGUAGCUUUCUGCACCGCGGCUCCAGUUUGAGCGAGGAGUCGACGACUAUGGACACCGAAGGCGCGGACAACAAUGACAAUCAGGAGGGCCAGGAAUCUAGUGUGAGUCCUCCACCCGCGAGGGAAGGUGUCCCAAUCCGUCAGUAA